AUGCUCCGACGGGAGGGGAGGGCCGAGCACGAGCGGCCUAGGAAAGUGCGGUUCCGCGUGGCGUCGUCGCACAGCGGGCGGGUGCUCCGCGAGGUGUACGACGACGGCGGGCCCCCGGGCUCCCUGGACUCGGACUGCGCCAGCAGCGGCGGGACCGAGGAGCCCGAGCAACCCGAUGGUGCGGCCGGCGAGGUGGCCGGGCCUCCGGAGAACGGCCACGGCAGCUCUGAGGACGAGCGGGACAGUCUGCUCCUCCUGGCCAGGGCCGCCACCGACGGAGGCUUCCGCACCCGCCGGGUCAACAUCCUCAGCAAGAACGGCACCGUCCGCGGCGUCAAGGACAAGGUCAGCGCUGGCCAGGCUUUAUUCAACAACCUGACCCGCGUCCUGCAGCAGCCGCCGGUGACCCUGGAGUUUGACCGGAUAGUUAUCUACACCACAUGCCUGCGCGUAGUACGGACGACCUUUGAGAGGUGUGAGCUAGUCAGAAAGAUCUUCCGGAACCACCGGGUCAAGUUCGAGGAGAAGAACAUCGCUCUCAACAGUGAAUACGGAAAGGAGCUGGACGAGCGGUGUAGAAGAGUGUCAGAGGCCCCGUCGCUACCGGUGGUGUUUAUUGAUGGCCAUUACCUGGGGGGUGCAGAGAAAAUUCUGUCCAUGAAUGAAUCUGGGGAACUCCAGGACCUCUUGACCAAGAUUGAGAGGGUGCAGCCUCCCGACGAGUGCCCCUCGUGCGGCGGGUUCGGCUUCCUGCCCUGCUCAGUGUGCCACGGGAGCAAGAUGUCCGUAUUCCGGAACUGCUUCACCGACGCCUUCAAAGCCCUCAAAUGCACGGCCUGCAAUGAGAACGGGCUGCAGCGCUGCUCCAGCUGUGCCUGCUGUGCCAGCUAGGGGUGGGGCCGCCGGGCCGGGGUGCUCGUGUUGGCGGCUGACGAUUCUUAUAUCCUUUUUUUAAAAAAACAAACCAA
Tachyglossus aculeatus (Australian echidna) is the source of this 968-nucleotide messenger RNA. It is a transcript of the gene GRXCR1, whose product is annotated as glutaredoxin and cysteine rich domain containing 1. The coding region runs from base 1 to 891 and encodes 296 amino acids. Gene Ontology annotation, cellular component: kinocilium; stereocilium. Lineage: Eukaryota; Metazoa; Chordata; Mammalia; Monotremata; Tachyglossidae. Gene Ontology annotation, biological process: inner ear receptor cell stereocilium organization; sensory perception of sound. The record is from RefSeq and is a predicted model, not a curated record. The transcript has 4 exons.